Messenger RNA from Zonotrichia albicollis (white-throated sparrow), 2305 nucleotides. RefSeq names its product calcium and integrin binding family member 2 (gene CIB2). Gene Ontology annotation, biological process: calcium ion homeostasis. The record is from RefSeq and is a predicted model, not a curated record. NCBI's taxonomy places the organism in Eukaryota, Metazoa, Chordata, Aves, Passeriformes, Passerellidae. Gene Ontology annotation, molecular function: calcium ion binding; magnesium ion binding. Gene Ontology annotation, cellular component: cytoplasm; cell periphery; stereocilium.
AGCGCCCUGAGUGAGACCCCGAGAGGAGAGAGCUGCGAGCGGCUGCUCGGGGUUUGGGUUACAGAAGCUCCGUAUGCCUCUUAGAAAAGCAUCUGAAAAGGGGCAGAUUGGUAUCCCUGGUUUUGCACGACACCUGCCUGUGAUUUUAACACUUUCCUUCCUGGCACACUCCAGUCAAGCCUUUGAAAAGGUUUCCCAGACUGUGUCCUUCCUCACUGGGCAGGGGCAAUCCAAACCAGUUCAAUGCAGGCUCUGGGAUUUUUUCAGCGCACUCACGGAGUAUACGUGCUCUAAAUGCCUACAAUACAGAGGAAUCCAGCUACUUCUAAUGGGAUGCAUUUGCCGAGAGGAAGAAUUCCUCAUUUAAGAUGGGCAAUAAGCAAACAAUAUUUACUGAUGAACAGCUAGAUGCCUACCAGGACUGCACGUUCUUCACUCGGAAGGAAAUCCUUCGGUUGCACGGCCGAUACUAUGAAAUGGCACCAAACGUUGUGCCUAUGGACUAUACAAAGGACCCAGAUGUUAAACUACCUAUGCAGCUUAUAAUAAACAUGCCUGAGCUGAAGGAGAAUCCCUUCAAAGAAAGGAUUGUGUCGUCUUUCUCAGAAGAUGGAGAGGGGAGCCUGAGCUUCAAUGACUUUGUGGAUAUGUUCUCUGUGCUCAGUGAAAUGGCUCCCCGAGAGCUGAAAGCAAUCUAUGCCUUUAAGAUUUAUGAUUUUAACACAGAUAACUUCAUUUGUAAAGCAGACUUGGAAAAAACCCUCAAUAAGCUGACCCGGGAAGAGCUGACAGCGGAGGAAAUCACUCUGGUUUGUGAGAAGGUGAUAGAAGAAGCUGACAUGGAUGGUGAUGGGAAAUUAGGAUUUGCAGAUUUUGAAAACAUGAUUUCCAAGGCACCAGACUUUCUCAGUACUUUCCACAUAAGAAUCUGAAGAUGUUUCUGCCAGUCCAGCUUUACUGAAUCUCAGGCACUCCAGGGAUUUUUGUCCUCUAGUGAGGGCUUCCUAGAACUCAGCAGAAAGUACUGAAACAAUUCUGGUCCACAAAGAGACAGAAGCAUCAUAUGAUCUACAGGAUAUUUGGAACAGACACAUUUUUAUCUUCUCUGCUGGCCAAGCACUCUGGUGAAGAUUGGUUGUUGGAUUGUGGUAUUUCUUUUUUUCCCCUCUUUUUUUAACAGUCAGAAUCAGAAUAUUAUUAAAAGUAUUUCCACAGAGUUUUUAUAUUUAUGAAUAUUUAAUACUGCUCUUAAUGGUGAAAAAAACCCCCAAAAAAACCCCCCUGAGAGAUUAACUUUGGUGUGUUUUCCAAGAAUAUUUGAAAGAAAGCACGGGCCUUAAAUAAUGAGAUGCCUCUAUCACUGUGUUGUACAGCUGGGAUCUUGCAUGGAAAAUACCUGAGGUGACAGAACUGCAGUCAAGAUCAAGCUCCCAGUGUUGAAGACAGCCACAGCCCAGGUUUGCCUUUCAGCCACUAAAAUGGCAACUGCUGGGUUUGGUGCUUACCUUCAACCAAUAUUUUAUGGAUUGUUGUGUCCUUAUAAAACUUGAAAUAUUUGCCUUUUGUAUGAUAAUUGUGUAUGUGAUUAAUUCCUUCCCAAGAUAAAUGUUAAAACUGUGUCCUUAUUCUCAAAGGGGCUCCUGCAUUUUACUCAUUCUAUGGGCUGAUAAUGUUCUUGAAUGGAGGAACAUGGUCAUCUGUAACUCAUGAAGAAGUUGAAGAAGCACAGAACUACUAUUAAGGACAUGAAAAGAUAUUUUCUUUUGAAACAAGCUAUGCAAUCUCUCCCAUAAAAUGCAUGAAUGCAGUUCUAUCUUUUCCUCUCCAGCUGGAAAUCAGCUAGAUCUUUUUGUUGGGUUUUGUUGUUGUUGUUUUGGGGGUUUUAAUUUUUUUUUUUUUAAUUUUUACUUCCAGUAUUGUUUAGGUACUGGGACCUGAAGACAAUCAUAUAUGUAUUCAUUAUUGUUCUAACAGUCAAUAGAAGGGCUCUGUCACUUACAUGGCUUCUGUAUCAAGGUCAUCACAAUUAAAACUUUUGAAGCAUUCUGUUGUGCUUUGAGAAUUUUUAGGCUGACCACAUACUAAUUUCCUUUCUGAUCAUUAUUCCAAUUGCUAUAAAGUUAAAUCUUUCAAAGAAUGAAAUGUGUUAUAUAGAAAACUGUUAAAGUAGAGAACCUAACCUGUUUAUCAUUUCUGUAGGGAUGCUGAUGCCUGUCUACCUCAGAAACUCUUCUGUGUGGUGAGCUUGCAGGGUAGCUUGCUGUUCAGGUUUACACACUAUGAAUAAAGAAGAAAUAUUUACCUA